Molecule: messenger RNA, 12356 nt
Organism: Bombus impatiens (common eastern bumble bee)
Lineage: Eukaryota; Metazoa; Arthropoda; Insecta; Hymenoptera; Apidae
Product: golgin subfamily A member 4
Exons: 8
Coding region: 7675-12036 (1453 amino acids)
Source: RefSeq, a predicted model, not a curated record
ACCAAAAAAUACUUUUUGGUAACGGUGAUGAUACAUGUUUGGCGACGAUAUUGCCAACAUUAUUCGAUUCGAGCCAAAGACGUUGUCGGUGUAAAUUGGAAUUAAUAAUGAAGUUGUUGUCGGGGAAAGUGGACGAUUUUUUUCAGCGACGCGUUUCGCUGGGUGUUCUGUUCACCGAGACAACCGAUUGUUUCGAUCGAUCGUUCGUUCGUCGAUCGAUUGUUUUUGACUGGUCUUGAGAAGAAGUCUUUGGCAAUUUUUGACACGUUGGCGUCGGUCCUGCGCACGUGUAUAUAUGGGAUUAUCAUAGAACGGUUAAUGCGCGAGGAAAUAAAAAGAAACAGACGUGGCUUUUGUCGAAUAUGUACGAAUAAACGUUAAAAGAAAACGCGAGAGAGAUUUUGUGUCCGGUUUGGGUUUGUACUUAGACUCGAUCGCCUUUCUUUAUUAUUUCUUGUGUCGCGAAUGUUCUCGCGUUUUUUGAAACACUAUACAUACAGAGACGUUUUACACGCCGCACGCGCACGCGUGCUCACACACACACACACACACACACACACACACACACACACACACACACACACACACAAUCUAAACACUUACAUAUAUAUACAUAAAGUACAUUAUGGUAACACAACACGGUACCAUUAAAGUCAGGCGGUUGUAUUGUACUUUAUUUUUAUUCACGCUAUCGCGUGAUCGCGGAUUAACCCAAGUCGGGAGUAUCGCACUUCGGUGUUCUGAAACUUAUCGGACAAGUUCCCGAUCGGUCGUCUUUUUCUAAUCUUUUAUUUGUAUACUCUUUCUACUACUACACACUCAUUGUAUGAUAGAAGAAAAGAAAAAAACAUUGCGGACAUAUUUAGACCCAGCGUACGGGUUUUCUGUACAUUAUGUAUAUGUGUACAUACCACGUUAUUAAUAAAACUUAUGGAUUAAAGGAGUAACCAGUUUUAAAUGUACAAAAGAAGGAAAACUUACAUUCGUUUUGCGUGUUAUUCUAUUAAAUUAUUUUUCUUUUUUGUUUCUCUUUUUCUUUCUUCUCGAAUCAUUUGUAAGGAAACAAGAACCGUACGUUCAAACCAUUGUAGGACGUUCGAGCGCAUUUCGUUCGAUUUUCCUCGUCAUUUUCUCUUUUCCUUUUCGUUCUUUCUCGUUUUUGCGAAAAAACAAGAUCGCCAAUUCUCUUUGUAAGACUCGUCUGGUGGUAUCCGAAAUAAGAAAACACACGAGAGAGGAGGGACACGUCGUUCUUAUCCAGUCAUUCAUUAAAAGAAAAACAAAAAAAACACAAAAAAAAGAAAAACGAAAAAAACCAAAAAAAAAAAAAGACGAAUCGGUAUCCGAUUGUGUAACGUCCACUUUCGCCUUUAGUUAAUCGCUAGACUUUAAGUGAGAGGGCCUUUUGGUUUUUCAUUUUGCCAAUGAAAAAGGUGAUGCCCGUCAAAUAGGAACCAUACACUCGCUAUUGUCUCUAAAAACGUAAAAAAAGAAUAAAAAAAAAAAGCGAAAAAAGUAAAUAAAUAAGUAACGAGAAGCAAAGAAAGCGAAGAAAGUGGAAUGGAAAGAAACGAAACGAGAAACUGAAAGAUAUAUAAUGCAAGCAUACGUUGUUCCCUUGUUCGAGGAACCUCUCGCGACUUUUGUCCGCUCGAAGCGAGACGGUCCCUCGGACGCGAACACAUACGGCUCCUUUUUGUAUAUAUUUGUACAAAACGGAUUUGGCACAAUAAGCGAAGAACGGAGCGGCGAAAUCGCGCGAAAUCGGAAACAAUCGUGCGCUCGCGUGGCUCAAGUUCUAUCCAGAGACCGAUGCACGCUUCGUACUCUGUUGUUGGGACUCUGAUUUCCCGCAGGACUUGAGCAACACAAUCGUUUCUGUUGGUCAACGACGCUCUUUUUUUCGAAUUACAUGUUGCUUCGACGCGGUGAUCGCGAUCGAGGCAGCUAAGUGUAGAGGCUAUCUGCGUUAGCGUAAGCGAAUUUAUUGUACCGGAGUGCAAAAUUGACAAGAGAGUGCGAAAGGAUGAGUGACGACGAGAUACCGCGGAAAUGAGCAAAAGAUGGAUCGAUCCUUUUGCUACGAUAUACCUUUGGAACUUUAAUGUAUUGACAAUUUUUUGGUAUACAGAUCCGAGCAACUUUCGUCGACUCUCUGUAGCGUAUUGGAUCGUCCUUUGUAUCGAACUAACUUCUUUUUAUAUUAUUCUUGGCUUUGCGCAAAUUUGGAGUAAUUCUAAAGUACUCGUCGACGUCUGUCACCAUAAAAUACUGUAAGUUGUUGCGAUGGUGUUUUCGACAAACUAAUUACACGUUGAGAAAUGAAAAUAAAUACGACGUUUAGGAGUAGGACUAUGGGAGUUUAGUAGCCGUAAAAGUAUAAGAGAAAGUAGAAACGAUUCUGUACCGUAGAGGAUUUCUGUAUACGCUUUCGGCAAAUUAUAAUUCGAUGGUUGAAAGGCUUAUCGUAGCGAAAGGUUUAAGAGAAAAAUGGAAGAAAGACUACUAUAGGAGCGGAGAAUGCGAGCGAACGAGAAGGGAGGAGCCGAAAUUGAAAAGAGCACAAUUGAUCGUAGCAAUACUUACAGAGGCUGUACAUGAUAUUUUUUAGUCCGAGGCAGGUAGUUCCUACCUUCGAUAUCAAAGUUGAUCGAAGCGUUCGUUCGAAAAAGAAAAAAAAAAACCAAGGGUUUGUUAUACGAUGUACCCCGAUUUUUGCAAAAAUGAGAAAAUGUUCAUAGAAAACGAAAGAGGAUAACUGGCAAAAAAAAAAAAAAGUAAAAAAGAAAAAAAAAGAGAAGGCUCGCUAUAAAAGAAAAGACACAGUUGUUCACGCAGAUACGACCUCCUGUUGUUGUUGUUGUAUUCCGUUCGUUUCUCCUCGUAUUCCGCGAUUUUGCGAACCGUCUUUUACUCUCUCUUUCUGUCCGAGCGAUGUAAUAUUUUUUUCCACGUCACAUUUGGCGGACUGAAAAUUACGGUGAUGCGAAGAACGAUUACCGAUCGCGAUAAUCUUACGAAGAUAUAUCGUGUACGUAUUUUGUUCGUAAAAGAUCAUUUUGAACAGUUUCGAUAUUUCUAUAAUAUAACCUAUAAGUUAAAAUUUGUAAUUUCUUGAUUGAAAACGUUAAACGAGAGAAAUGAAACGAGCGGUUUUGUUAAGAGAAUUUAAGGCAGACAAGCAACUAGAAUUUAGACAAUUUUCACUUACAUCGCUAUAACUCUCAGCCCGCUAUUUGUAGAAAAAUCGAUUUGUUACGAGUUAACCCGAGAGAGCCUUUAUCCUCUCGACGCAUCGAUACGAUAAGUAUCAUUGGUCGUCGAAAUCGAUCGUCGAAGCGGCGAUCGUUUGCUCUUUUUGCUGUCCGUUUUGCUGUCUUUCGCAUUGUUCGCGCGCGAUCGUUUUUCUCAAACGCUUGCUCAACUUCCGAUUACUAUUUUUGGACGACGUUUUGCGGAACAAACGAAGAAUAUCGGUUGAAAAUAAUCGACGUACGAAUCCGUUUAUUGUUCCCUCAGGCAGUGUGUGUGUAUGCGUUGAUCUUUAAGCGAAUAUAGCAAAGGUUUAACCUUACUUUUCUCCUCUUCUUUUUCUUCCUUUUUUUUUUUUUUUCUUUUUGUUAAUUUCUAUUUUAUACCGUGUCAGUCGGCCACACGAGCGAAAUUGGAAAUGCACAAAGGAAACGAUCGUUUCGUUGCAGCAACAAUAAUAUUAAUAAUGACUGUUUACGCUAAUCUUGGAUAAUUAUAUAGAGUUUAGAAAUCCGCCCCUUUUGCCUGUCGCAUUUUGCAUUCGUCCAAUUUCAUUGUCGACGACCAAAAAGAAAAGCCAGCAACUUUCUCGUCAGACGUCGUUUUUCCCCAUUUUUCCUUUCUUAUUCCGAGCGAAACCAAGAUGCAUGAAGAACGCGCAAUCUUCGUUCCAGAGACGAAUCAAAGAAAGAAAAAUAAUGUAUUAUAUAUAUAUUGUACGAAUCAUUACGAGCAGAGUGUGUUUUUCUCACAGCUGUACCUUGUUCGUUCCGUUUUUCAUUUCUUUCCUUUUUUUCUGUUUUUUUUUUUGUUUUUUUUAUUCUUUUUUCUAUCGAUUAUUCUCUCUCUCUCAUGAUAGCUACACAGCAGAAGUACACAGGAAAGCGGAAGUAACGAAAUAAUACGUCGAAUAGCAAUUGCAGUAGUGGAUAAUGAAAUUUUCUAGUAUACCAUACCUCGAGAAACGCGUAAACACUAUACUGUUUAUCGUAUGUAUGCAACAUGCAAAAGCAAAAUAUAUGUGUUGAUGUGUAACAAUUGUGCGUCCUCUUUCCUACCAUUCUCUCCAAUUGUUUCUCAUCUAUUGCAUGUAAGCAAGCACUUACAGCUACAGUUUCCUUUCUAAAGCGAGUUUCUAAAGUUUCGCUUCUCCUCUCUAGAAGCAUUCGAUAAAUCAAAUUGUUCCUCCCUUACGAUAUAUCGGAAUUCUUUUUUCUUUUCUUUCUUUUGCCCGUAAUUCGACAUAGUUACGUAAUCUACGACGUUGCCAUACUCGUCUUUUUUCUCGUUUUUCUAAUGGAAAAAGUAUUCCAAUUGGAUAAGGUUAACGAUAUUACGUACACCGUAUAGGCGUUCGAUAUUUUUCCCGCGCAGUACGCUUGCUGCCGGCCGGAAGCGAUGGAAUCAUAAGUUCCGGUACGGAGCGAACGGCCUCUGCGCAAAAUUGACGCGGUAUCGAGCGUAUUGAUCCGGUCGACACAGCCAAAGUGCAUGCAACGUUGUAGCCCGGUCACAGAGAACAGUCGGCGGGGCCCUCCGCAGGCUUCGCAGGCAGGCAACGUUUCCUGAACUUUGAAAAUCAAUGCCAAUGUUCAGCUGGUACGAUAGCUGGGCCAAAGAGAGAGAAAGAGCCUGCCUGUCCGUAUGGGAGGAACGUAGACAGGAAGAAAACGGCAAAAGCAGCAUAUUGAUCUGCCUUUAGCAGACGACUCGAAUGCCAGCCACGCUUCACUGUCUGCGCAACCACAGAGACUCCGUAUGCCUUAAAGCGGAUAGACAUCGCGUGGUUUAGCGUGGUUAAUGCGUUCAACCGCUGAUCGAAUUUUCAUUUAUCUAUGCCAUGUAUUCGGCGAGGAAUUUUCAUAGGGAAUUUUCAUCCUUAUAACGCAAUACGCGAAUCGGUUUGACGAAAAGUAUCGGUGUAUAUAGAUGGAAACGACGAAUCGAAGGAUUCUUUCGUAUUUCUGUCAAAGAGAAGAAAUUUUACGCCCGACGACAUAGGAAGAUACAGCGUGCAGCAAAAUUAACGCACGUAUUUACAACGAUUACAGAUUAUAACUGUUACGAUGUAUCCAUAAUCGUAUUAUAACGAUCGUGUUAUAUUCGCAAAGAGACAAGUUACCGUAUAGCUUCCAUUUCCUUAGUUCUUUUCAUGAAAGUAUAAAAUUAGAAGUCUGCAGUCCACUUACGAGUAAUAGUAGUAACGUACAUGCCUUGUAAACGAGACUGAUAAUUAACGAAGUAGGUAGCGUAGUUGGCUACCACUUACGGUGAAGCGAGUUCAAAUCUCCUAAGGCAAGAAAGGAAAAGGCCCCUCCCGUUGUACAACGGACAAUGCUACAAAUUAUGGUGUUUUAUCGUUGUUGUAUAUUCGUCGAAGACCACACACAAAAAAAGAGAGAUCAUCGACGUUACGUAAUGCUGGACUAUAGCGGUUCUGACAGUUUGCAAACCGUUCAAAUAAAAGAUUAACUUAACCACACACAAUACGAGACAAUAUACGCAUAGAAACAAUAUAGGAUUUUUCCAAACGUAAAAAAGAGGAGUUGGGUGAAAAAACCCGAAAGAAAAAUUAUAAAAAUUAUUUUUGUAAUUUUGAAAAUUAAAGCGCGUCUUGAUCAUUCUUUGCCAAAGCCGAAGACAACGCGUCUGUGAUUUUGAACGCUUCGGGAACGUUUUGUUUAAAUUCCAUAUAAUUUUUAAAAGAUCUGACAAAUUUUAUUACUUUUGUAAAAUUAUUCUCGGACUAGGCUGGUUCAGUCUUGUUUUGGCCUGAGCGACAGCGAAUAUUUUUCUUACGUAGUGUUUAAAUAAAAGUAACUUUUACUUUAUACGAAGUCACGUACACUGAAAAUAACGAGAACCGUCGUCCGGCUGCCAAAGAACAAUAACGCACGAUCAAUAAUUACUGCCGAAGAUUGCCUGUACAAGGUAUCUUCCUUUGGGUAAACGAAACUUUAUAAGCCAAUUUCUGGUAAUUUAUUUUAAUAGGAUCUUUAGAGUGUUCGUAUAAAUCCAGCUCGAUUAGGGUGGAUCCUAGACCACGUGUCCUUUAUAGUAAAAGCACAGACCCCUUAUACGUGGCAUGACAACUUUUAUUACGCUGGAAGCAGCAAUUUGUAACACUGUGGCAGUAUAGUACACGAAAGUAACGAUAUUGCUUAGUAAGAAUUAACUUAGAAGGUUAACGAUCGUUAGCGAUCAUUAUUGUUUCGUAACGUUAUCAUUAUCGUAACGACCAUUGCCGAUGAAGAAAAUAGCUGUCGAAUAGUGAGCGUUUGUCGUAUCGAAUUAACGGUCGAUAUAACAAACUAUUUUUUAAAAACGAGGAACGAAAAGUGUAUGUUCUUCGACGUGAAUUAUCGACGAAAAUUUCCUAGUUACGAAAGACAGGCUUCAUCUGGAAGCCAAUGUUUGUAAACGGAUGCCAAAAGUAACAAAUAAAUAGAGAAUUUACUUUCCAUCCAACCUCUUUCUUCCUUACCACACAUUGCUUAUCAACUCCAAUAAUCUAUAAAAAAUUUUCUACAAAAAUUUCUUGUACGACAAACAAUGUUCUUUAAAUGUAAUGGCCCCUUAGGGAUGAAACUCAAAAUUACACGAUAUUUUUAGCUUUCAUCGACGAGAGAACGAUCAGGACACGCUGUAAUUUUCAAGAUCGAAGAAGUAAUUUUACUCGUUUAUUUCAGUCUUCUUAUUCCACUUCUUUUUUACCCGAAAACCAUGCGUCGCUUUUUGUUACAGUCGAUAACGUAGGAAAUGAUAAACCAUUUGAACGUUUAAGGGCUCGGAGGCAGGUUCUCUCGGUUAUUCGAUGGAGCUCAAAUUUUGCACAAAUUAUCUCUUUGUUAAUCGCAAACAUCCCGAGCGAUGGCGCGAAAGAAACCUUGAGCAAACUCUUGUCAUCGAGUCUGAAUAAUAAGAGUCAUCGUAAUACGCGGCGAAUGCGUUGAUUUUUCACGUUCGUGCGUAUACCGUAAUACUGAGAAAACACGCAACAUCGAAAAAAUAACCAACGAUUUCUUCCACCGCGAACGUGCUCGUGCCUUAUAUUAUUCCUCCGUAAUCGAAUCUUUCAUUCGCCAUUACGUGUCUUAUCCGACGAAGAAAUUCGGACAGGUUUGGUGAAAGGCGUAGUUUCGAAACGUACGAAGCAUCGUUUUUUUCAUACGCAUUUUUCGAUAUUUUCGUACAAGCUGAGAUCUCGAUCCAUUAAAGUCCUAUUAAAACUUUUACGAUUACGCUUAUGGUAGAAGCGUAUCCCUUGGUACUUUAUAAAAUAUCUUCCUUCCAAGCUGCUAUCGAGAGUGAUCCGCCAUUUACUCGAAUUGCGAAAAUAGGAGGAAGCCUGACGUUUUAGAGUACUUGGACCUUUGCACGGAUCCACCUCUUCGUUUGCCCGCCUCUUCUUGCCACUCGAGAAUGCAGUCACAGUCGGCGUGCGAUUGUUAUUGCAAAACUCGCGUGCCGAUAGCGCGACAAAGAGAGGAAAUUCAAUACGCAAGAAGCGGCAUCAGAGGGUCGAGAAGCUCUGUUCGUCGAACAGAAACGGCGAGAAGCGCGAGGAAAGUUACAUUAACAGCGGCGAAAGCGGUCAACGACGAACAGCUCGAUAGCAAGAGAUCCAGCGCAACUGUUUCGGAUUCGCCGGUGCUUAGUCCGGAAACAACGGCCAUUCUCGAGAACGUAGAAAAGUUGAUGAAGGACGCGCAGAUCCAAAUGAAGGAGAUAAGUUUGUCCGCUACGUGCGGUCGCCUUCAAAAAUGCACAGACGUACAUCCGGACGAGGCGGCGUUCGACGACGAGAACGAUCAACUCUUGUACAUCCGUGAGCGAGUGGCCUACAAGUUUCAAGAAGCGAACGGCUGGAUCGACGAGGGAUCCAGCGAUCGUCGACCUGGUCGUGAGCAACGCGACGCGAUCAAAGCCAAGAGGACGGUCGAUCUAACGGCGCCUAAGUUUCAAACUUCCGACGAUCGUUACGAGGAAUUCUCGCGACGAAGGAAGCGGUACGUUCAAAGAUUCGGACUUUCCUCUUCGUGUCCCGCGCCCGAGGACGACGAGCGCAGAGACGAACAUCGUAUUACGCCAGAGGACACGCGGAGAGACGACAAGAGGGCGAACGCGUUCUCGGUGCGGAUGGGUCCUUCGGUGAAUAUCAAGGGAGACCUGGUCACCCAAAGCUUGGCAAGCAUUCGCAUCUCACCGGAUCCGUCGUUCGUGCAAGAAAGUCGCAACGUCGCCACUUACGUGGUUCGUCGUGACUUUCGCGGCAAGGACGGCUGUCCGAGAAAGAGGGAGAAAGUCGUAAGAAUAGCGGAGGAUGGCGAAAGUAGGACGAAGGGGAAAUCGAAGAGGGCGAGUUGGAAAGACCGCGUGGAGAGUGGCGAUGGAUCGGACGCGGCGCGCGUUCCUGGGAAAUCGGAAACAGUUGCGGCAGAGGGAUCCUGCGAUGGUUUGGCGAAGGACGAAAAACUGGACGAUAAACUGGACGAAAAAUUGGACGAAAAAUUGGACGAAAAAUUGGGCGAUGUGCGCGAAACGACAACGAAGGAUCUCGAGAGCGAGGGGAACCUGGAGUCGACGGAUCGCGACGACGAGGUCGCGUUGAAGGAGGAUUUCAGAGAAACGAUCGGGGACAAUUCGAACGACGAAUCCGAGAGUGAAAUUAUCGAGGAAGGGACGGACGAUUCGGCGAUGAAGAUAUCGGCAAGGGGCAACCAGAGGCAAGUGAGAUUCGACGAGCGAGUCUCGGAGAGGAAGGAAUCCCCUGGAGAGGAAAUAGUCGAGGACGGGAGUCCACCGCGAGCGAAGAAUCGCGAAAGUCUCGUCGAGUCGCAAAAUACGGAAGAAGCGGAUGCAAUUUGUGAGGAGAAUUCGAAAACACCGUCGACGUUCGUCGAACGUUUGGAAAGCCGACGAGCUUCGAACGAUCAAUCCGAACGACUCAAAGCCUCUUCGAGGAAACUUCGAACAAACGACGAGCAGGUUCCGUUAUCGAGCAAGGAGGUGGAAGAAACGCGCAAGACCGAUAAAAGAAGACGCAAGGAGGUUUGCGAGAAGCGAAGAACGGAGGAGGAUGAGCGCUAUAAGGCGAUAGAUAAACGUUUCGCAGACAUCGUUCAAACAUAUUGCGACAGAGACGAGAAACAAGCGGGGAAUUACGCGGAGGACAACGUUUCGUCGUCGAGCGCGAUCUUUACGGAAGAUAGCGAGGAAUCGGACGAUCUUUGCAAUUUGUACGAACCUUCCGUGGACGAGCUGGACCAGGUGUUGCUUUCGUACGAUAAGAUAAUCGAGAGCGUCGUUCGAUCGACGAAAACGAUAGACAGGUUUCUUUCGCGACCGGAGCUCGACGAAUAUCGCGCGCAAGAUACGACGAGAGGAAAAACCGACGGGAAAUACACCGUUGAUACGGCUGCGAUAAACAGCGCGAAGAUCGCAACGGUGGAAACCGAUGGAGCGGGAAAUUUAUCGAAACAAAUUACGGCUGAUGUGGCUGAUCGGUUUCACGCGCGCCCUAAACGCAACGCGCUAUCGAAAAUAAAGAAGAACUCGACGAUUAGGUCGGGGAAAUCUGCAAAGCGGAAUGCAGCGAUUGAAUUGGAAAAUUGGGAAUUCGAUCGGAGUGCAGAGAUGCAGGUGGAAGAACGUCGAGAUCGGACGAAAUCGACGAUCGAAGAUAAACGAUUGCUAACGAGGAAUAAAGGGAACGCGAACGAAGAACGCCAGCUUGAUAGGAUCGAACGAACGAAAGCUACAACGUGUUUAAAGUCGCCUGUAUCGAAGAGAAACGAGGAUGGUUCGAGGAGAAGGUGUAUCGCGCCGAAAGUCUCGGACAAAUUUACGGCGCGAAUUUUCGCAACGAACUCGAGGACGAAGGAUGGAACGUCUCCUCGGAGGAGGAGAACGUCGAACGAAGAAACCACCGGCUCGAGCGAAGAUAACAGCAGGAAUUACGAAACGACGACAAACGGUACCAACGAGGCGAGAGACAUUUUUCCUCGUAAAACGCGUUUAUUUCGAAUCGUGAACGAUAGCUCGAGCUUGACCGCCUCUUCGAUCUGGCCGCAGUCUUCGAGCACGGAUACGAAGAGCGCGAACGAUACGAAGAUGUCGCAAGAGACGUGCAGGUCACCGACGAUGAAAGACGAGUCUCGCGACGAGAGGGCCACGAUUCUCAGGAUAAACGCGCUGGAAUCGAAGGACGGAGAGGUUCAGAGAGGUAAUUUCGACGACACGACGUUGCGCAAUAUCGUUCGUCCCGCUGUCUUAAAGGAUGUUGCAGCGGAAGAGAAGAUAGAGGCAAACUUGAUGGCGCUCGCUCUUCGAGAAGAAACACGCUUCGUAGAAGAUAAAAUAAAGAGCAUGCUGAAGGUAAACGAGAUAGUGCCUCUGAUGGCGAGGAGCUUGUUGCAGAGUUUGAAGAACGACGAGGCCGGUCGUGGAAACUCGCGGUCGCUAGUUUCCGGCAAAUCGUCGAUGUACAACGCGGUUUCGAACGACGUUCGUACGGUCGAAGCGACGAAAUCGGAUGACGAGUCUGAGAAACGAGAUUCGCAAGUGGAACACGCGCCGCUUGAAGCCAAUACGAACGAAGAAAUUAUCGAAAAAGAUAUUUCGAUAAAGGAUAAAUCCGAACGCGACGACGCUGUUCUUAACGAGUCGAUUCCUAACACCGAGGACCGAUCGUCUUUAAAACGUAACGUUGAUGUAUCGAGAAACGAACAUUCUGCAGAUAAAAUAGACGGCGAUAUCGGGUUGGCGGAAGACGUUAAAAUAAGCGGAGGAAUUGAUAAUACGAAAAAAGAUCCUGAAAAGAAUGACGAGAAUAGUAUCUCGAAGAACGAUGCGAAUUUGCGGAUAGAAGUAAGCGAGAAAGAAAAUAAAACCUCUACGAGAACUGCGUCUAAUAUUAUUCGCGAGCCAAUCGAGAGCAAAGAAUGCCACGUUGCUGAAACUUUAAGGAAUAAUCUGCUGCGGGAUAUCGAUGAAAGAAUGAAUUUACACGACAAUGAGGCAGCUGUGAAGGAUAUUAACGAAACCUGGCUGAAAACAAACGAUGACAAAGAUGCGAAGCGUGACGAUCUCGAAACUUGGAACAAAAGAUCAGUAUCUUCGAACGAUGCGGUUGGUGAAUUGAAAGAAGAGAAAUCUGUAGAAUUAUGUUUGCAGAAAAAUUCAGGCAAAAACGAACAGCUUGAUAAUAAUAUUUCGCAGGGUUUAUCGUCUGAUUCUUUGCGCGAUUGCGCGUCUCUUCGAUCUUCCUCGAGGAACCUUUCGAAAACUUCAUCGAACAAUACGAAACUUUCACAGGAAGCGAAUAAAUUCGAGCAGAUGGAAACGAGCAACGCGAUUGCUGAUAAAAUAAGCGAUAUAAAUAACACGCAUUUCGAUAGCUUAUUCGAGAAAAAGAACAUUUUAUCCGAUGUGUAUGACGGAAUGGACAAAAAGUUCUUCUCUUCUACGUGUCUUGAUGGCAAUAUCAAUUAUUCAAGUUUGCUCGAUCAACGGCAGAGGCUUUCUAAUGGCACGUCUACGAUAUCAACGAUAGAAUCGAACAAGAUGGAAAUUUCGGAUACUUCACGCUCCGAAGGGGAACUAUACAUGCCAAGUUCCGGUUCAUAUUCUCUCGGAGAAGUUCGAAUGUUGACAAAGAUUCGAUCAGAUGGCGAAAACACCGAUGAUUUCGAUAAUAACGUCGCGAUUUUCGUUACGAAAGAGAUGUUGACUUCUUGGAACGAAUCUUCAAAGUCUCUCAUACAGAGCAUGGGAGAAAUUUAAAAUUGCUGAUUUGAUAGAAAGCGCGUCAUAGAAACAUGAACACGAAGAAUGUAUAUUGCAAAUACUGUAAUUGAAGAUGCAACGACGGUGACACAUUCCCGAAUAUUUAUGAUUUGAAAGGACCAUUAAAUACACGAUAAAAAAUAUCAUGAAAGUAUUGUAAAUAAAAUGAUAAUUUUAGAUAAUCAUGUUAUGUGUUGGAUUAUUAUAAGUGUCGUGUAAUUAAGCAUAAAUAAUGUGAUAUGUGCUUGUCAUUAUUAUAUCGCGAUAACCUGUGAUCAUGUAUUACACUAUCUAAAAUAAAUAUAACGAUAACCCAA